Rattus rattus (black rat) is the source of this 933-nucleotide messenger RNA. RefSeq names its product group 10 secretory phospholipase A2. Bases 102 to 557 code for a protein of 151 amino acids. The record is from RefSeq and is a predicted model, not a curated record. The transcript has 4 exons. Gene Ontology annotation, biological process: phospholipid metabolic process; arachidonate secretion; lipid catabolic process. Lineage: Eukaryota; Metazoa; Chordata; Mammalia; Rodentia; Muridae. Gene Ontology annotation, molecular function: calcium ion binding; phospholipid binding.
GGGGCUGGGGGGUCGGCAGGAUUGGUGAGUAUACUGGCCCUUCUGGUCAGUCCCACACCUGUCACGCUCCUAUGUGUGGGCCACCUCUGUGACGGGCAAUAAUGCUGCUGCUACUGCUGCUGUUGCUACUGGGACCUGGAUCCUGUCUCAGCGAAGCAACCGGGAGGUCACAUGUGUACAAGCGUGGACUCCUGGAACUGGCAGGGACCUUGGAUUGUGUUGGUCCUCGAUCGCCGAUGGCUUACAUGAACUAUGGUUGUUAUUGUGGCCUUGGUGGCCACGGAGAGCCACGCGAUGCCAUUGACUGGUGCUGCUACUACCAUGACUGCUGCUACUCUCGGGCUCAGGACGCCGGCUGCAGCCCCAAGCUAGACCGAUACCCGUGGAAGUGCAUGGACCAUCGCAUCCUGUGUGGACCGGCAGAGAACAAAUGCCAAGAACUCCUAUGCAGGUGUGAUGAGACGCUCGCAUACUGCCUGGCAGACACAGAGUACCACCUGAAAUACCUCUUCUUCCCCUCGGUUUUAUGUGAGAAGGACUCACCCAAGUGCAACUAAUAGGCUGAAAUGUCCCUUUGCACAUGGAAAUGAAGUUCGCUUUCAGUGAUGAACAACAGCCUCCGAUUUGCGCAGGAGUCCCUGGGGGCCAAGUGCUGAAGCCUGGGUUUGCUCUCUCCCGCCACUCGUGAACUCUAAGCCCGUGGAGCUGCCAGUUUGAUGAAGGCUGAGCGUCCUGGGCCUGUUUUAUGCAACUGCAACUGUGUUGGGCUUGAUAUAAUUUUUGAAAAAUUUAUACGAAAAGCUUUACUACUGUGUAACCUGCUGCAGAGGGUUGGUGGUCAAAUGAACACCUGCUUAGGCUUGCUUGUGGUAAUAACAUUGCCACGAUACAUCUAGGAACUGUUAGUGUAAUAAAGCAUGUUCCCUACCUGUC